AGGCAGCGCCCUCUACUUGACAGCGGCUGCGGACCCGCCCGGGCAGCCUCGGACCCGGCAGCGGUUGGAUCGGCGGCGGACCGUCUCUAGGGGCUAAGAUGGAUCUUGUUCUCAGUGCUGCAGAUUAUUAUUUUUUCACACCAUACGUAUAUCCAGCCACGUGGCCAGAGGAGGACAUCUUCCGACAAACUAUCAGUCUCCUGCUUGUGACAAAUGUUGGUGCCUUCAUCCUUUAUUUCGUCUUUGCGACACUGAGCUAUUAUUUUAUCUUUGAUCAUUCGUUAAUGAAACAUCCACAGUUUUUAAAGAAUCAAGUCUAUCGAGAGAUUAUGUUUACUCUCCAGUCAUUGCCAUGGAUAAGUAUUCCCACUAUUUCAUUAUUCCUGCUAGAGCUGAAAGGGUACAGCAAAUUAUAUGAUGACAUAGGAGAGUUUCCAAAUGGCUGGUUUCACCUCAUUGUUAGUGUACUGUCCUUCCUCUUUUUCACUGACAUGCUGAUCUACUGGAUUCACAGAGGCCUUCAUCAUAGACUUGUUUAUAAGCGCAUACACAAACCUCAUCAUGUCUGGAAGAUUCCUACUCCAUUUGCAAGUCAUGCUUUUCACCCUGUGGAUGGCUUCCUUCAGAGUCUACCUUACCAUAUAUACCCUUUCGUCUUUCCUUUACACAAGGUGGUUUAUUUAGGCCUGUACGUCUUGGUCAAUAUCUGGACAAUUUCCAUUCAUGAUGGUGAUUUUCGUGUCCCCCAAUUCUUAAGGCCAUUUAUUAAUGGCUCAGCUCAUCAUACAGACCACCACAUGUAUUUUGACUAUAACUAUGGACAGUAUUUCACAUUGUGGGAUAGAAUUGGAGGCUCAUUCAAAAAUCCUUCCUCCUUUGAAGGGAAGGGACCACUUAGUUAUGUGAAGAAGAUGACAGAAGAAAAGUGCAAUGGGCAUGCAGGAAAUGGUCGUAAAAAUGAAAAAUUAUCCAAUGGAGAGUUUACAAAGACUGAGUAGAUUAUUGCCCAAUUGUUAAAUAUUUUUAAUAAGGAAAAAUAAUCUAUAUACAACUGAGAGACAUAGCGAGUAAAUGGUAUCAUUUGAAAAUCAGCAUUGUGGGUCCUGCUGAGGAAUGAUCAUAAUGGUAGAUCCAGGGAAGAUGCUGUGAACGCCAGGGUUUUAACCUCAUGCUUAAAAUACUAGGUGUUAGUCUAAGGGACAACUUGUGUCUUUCUAGCCAGCAAAUCUGUAAUUUGUAUAGCCUCAACAACAAUUUUUAGAAAGAAAGAGAAUACAUUAUUGAGGGGACUAGGUUAUGUCCUUUUGCCUUAAUCCACCAUAUUCAUUAAGAAAAAUUCGUUGUGCUUAAUGAUACCAAGACUAAGCACCAUAACAAAGAAAUACUAAUAUAAAGAUGGUUCCUUGUUUCAGGAAUGGUUAAGUCUUCAGUGUUAGUGUGAUUUGUUCAAGUGGAAACAUCAGUGUGAGAAAAAAUUCUGAUGUAUUAGUGGCUAAGUGACCUAAUUAAUAGCAGAUAUAAUAAGAUUAUCAUCUUCCUAUGCAUAGGAAGCUUUUUCUCUGGGGACAUUGUUACAUUUUACUGAUGUUACAUUUUACUGAUGAAUACAUAAAUUGAAAUUUAAAAAAAUAAUUGACAUUCAUUUAUCUGGGAUUAUUCAAGUAAAGAUUUUGAUGGUUAUUAUUUAAAAUGAUUAUUUAAUAAGUAAAAAUAUGUGAAUCUGAAUAUAGUUAGAAAGCAAAUUUGAUGUCCAAAUAAUAUAUUUGACGCUACUGAUUUUUUAAUUAAAUUGAUGCACUGCACUUUUGAUAUGUUUCAAAGUUACAAACCUAUAAUUUCCUAUAAAAGGAAAUAAUUGCCAAAUAUUUAGGUCUGUCACUGAAGAUUAGUUUUGAGAUCUUAUUCUCCCUCUUCUCCCCUCACUUUUCCCUGCUUCCUCUGCAAAAAGAUUUAACAAAUACUUUCAUAAAGAAAUGUUGUAUGUUGUAACAUAAAUAUAUCGGAAAAACAUGAUUUGCGAAGGCAUUCUAUAAGCUAUUUAUAUAAAAUCAAUAAAAGUUGAUUAUGACUAUUAUUAAA
Messenger RNA from Ceratotherium simum simum (southern white rhinoceros), 2079 nucleotides. RefSeq names its product sterol-C5-desaturase (gene SC5D). Lineage: Eukaryota; Metazoa; Chordata; Mammalia; Perissodactyla; Rhinocerotidae. Gene Ontology annotation, biological process: lipid biosynthetic process. The record is from RefSeq and is a predicted model, not a curated record. Gene Ontology annotation, molecular function: oxidoreductase activity; iron ion binding.